Bipolaris maydis ATCC 48331 is the source of this 381-nucleotide messenger RNA. NCBI's taxonomy places the organism in Eukaryota, Fungi, Ascomycota, Dothideomycetes, Pleosporales, Pleosporaceae. The record is from RefSeq and is a predicted model, not a curated record.
UCAACGCCGCUGUUAUAUGCUGCAUCUAGCGGGCAUGAGGAGAAAGUGCAGCUUCUGCUAGAGGCGAGGGGCAUCGAUUCAAAUGCUCAAGACAAGAGUGGUCGGCCGCCCUUAUUAAUCGCUAUUUCUUUAGAAAUGGUGCGCAUGCUUGUAAAUGCUAUAAGCUAUCAUGACCGGACAGCAAUCUCGUGGGCUGUAGAACACGGCUACGUUAUAGCUAUAAAACUACUGCUUUAUGUUGAUUAUACAGAUUCGAACAGCAAAGGUCAUAGUAGCCAGACGACGCUUGCUCGAGCCUUAGACAACGGGCACGAAACGGUAGUUAAGCUCUUUGCUUAUAGAGAUACCACCACCAUAUAUACACUCAUUCAAGAAGGCUAA